Molecule: messenger RNA, 5339 nt
Organism: Wyeomyia smithii (pitcher-plant mosquito)
Lineage: Eukaryota; Metazoa; Arthropoda; Insecta; Diptera; Culicidae
Gene: Oseg2
Product: intraflagellar transport protein 172 homolog
Exons: 3
Coding region: 36-5258 (1740 amino acids)
Biological process (GO): intraciliary transport
Cellular component (GO): ciliary basal body; intraciliary transport particle B; axoneme
Molecular function (GO): protein binding
Source: RefSeq, a predicted model, not a curated record
UUUUUACGUCGCAGCAGUAUCAAUUUCAAGAAGACAUGCAGUUGAAGUUUAUGAAAACAGUUACAGAAGCACAGGAUCAUCUGUUUCGCAUAGCCGGUCUGUGCUGGUCACCAAACAAUCAAAAGUUGGCGGUGGCUACAGCAGAUCGUACAAUAUUACUUUUCGAUGAAAACGGCGAACGGCGGGAUAAGUUCUCUACGAAACCUGGAGAUGCUAAUGCCGGAAAAAGUUCGUAUGUUAUUCGCGGAAUCGCUUUCAGUCCAGAUUCCAGUCGACUAGCGGUGGCCCAAAGCGAUAACAUCGUUUACGUCUACAAACUGGGUGAAACAUGGAAUGAGAAGAAAGUGAUUUGCAAUAAGUUUCCUCAGGGAGGAGCAGUAACUUGCAUCACAUGGCUCACCGGAGGGAUGAUCAUUGCAGGUUUAGAGGAUGGAAAGGUGCGAUCGUUGCACUGUAAAAAUAAUAAAUCAAAAACUCUUUAUGGAGCAGAAAGUUUAGUUGUCGCGUUGGCACCGAAUACAAGAGGAACUGGAUUUUUAUCUGGACAUGAUGAUGGAUCGGUUAUAAAAUUUUACAUUAUCGAAGAACCUGGAGAGCCUUCCGGCAGGAUUCUUCAACACCCGGUUGCUCCGGUGGCGUUGGCAUGGCCUCAAAGUGGAAUACUGGUUGCGGGUUGUGAUAGGAAGAUUUGCUUCUACGAUACUUCAGGACGACUAACUCGAAACUUCGAUUACACAAGAGAUGACCUUGAGCGAGAGUUUUCAGUUGCCGCCUCCAGCCCUAACGGUCAAGCUGUAGCAGUGGGAAGUUUCGACCGGAUUCGAGUUUUUACAUGGAGUCCUCGACAAAACACUUGGACAGAAUCGUUAUGCAAGAGUAUUCCCAAUUUAUACACAGUAACUGCGAUCGCCUGGAGGAAAGAUGGCUCUCGGUUGUCAGUUGGGUCUCUUUGCGGAGCAGUUUUAGUGUACGAAUCUGUGCUUCGUCGAACUAUCUGGCAAGAUAAAUUUGAGCUGACUUUUGUUGCUUCCAGCCAAGUUUUGUUAAAAUCCCUACACGGCCCAUCCUACUCAAUGAUGGUGGAAUCUCAACUUGGACUUGAAAUUGACGACGUUCGUAUCAUGGGAAAGGAUAACUUUUUAAUAGCACGAACCGAGGAUUCGCUAAUUCUCUGUGACCUUUUACGAGGUCAAACAAGUGAAAUUCCUUGGAUUGCAACUGGUCGUCACGAAAGGUUCUAUUUUGAAAACCCCACUGUCGCGUUGAUUUUCAACGCAGGAGAACUUUCGCUAGUGGAGUAUGGAGAGAACUACAUUCUUGGUUCGGUCCGAACCGAGUUCGUUAAUCCACAUGUAAUUUCAGUACGACUUAACGAACGCGGUAACGCAAAGAAUAACAAAAAACUCGCGUAUUUGCUGGACAUGAAGACAGUGUGCGUCGUAGACUUGAUCUUGCAAUCGACAAUAACGCAGAUUACGCAUGACUCCAAGAUAGAUUGGCUAGAGUUGAGUGAAACAGGUCAUAAACUACUUUUCAGAGACAAAAAAAUGCGUUUGUUACUAGUGGAUAUUGGCUCCGGAAAGAAGCAGACCCUUCUAGCGAAGGUGGCUUUUGUCCAGUGGGUUCCUUCAAGUGAUGUUGCGAUAGCUCAAAGUGACUCCAAUCUGGCGAUGUGGUACAAUAUCGAUCUUCCGGAGCAUGUGACAAUACUGCCGGUUCGCGGAGAUGUGUUUGAUGUUAUUCGAGAGGAUGGAAGAACUGAAGUCCACACUCGAGAGGGAGCAUCCGAACAUGUUUAUAACCUGGACGAAGGCUUGGUGGAGUUUGGGACAGCCGUCAAUGAUAGUGAUUUCGGAAGGGCUAUUUUCUAUCUGGAAUCGUUGGGUGACAAACCGGCUGCCAAGGCAAUGUGGCAUAAUUUGGCGAACAUUGCAUUAGCACAACAAAACCUACGGGUGGCGCAGAGAUGUUUUGCUGCGUUGGAGAAUGCUUCGAAGACGUUCUACAUUGGAGAGAUGAUCAAAAUUGCGGAAAAAUAUGAGGAAGCCACUGGUAAUCAAGGAAUGAAUUGCCCCGAAGUCAGAGCACGAAUGGCCCUCUUAGGCGGUGAUUUGAGGUCGGCUGAGCGAAUUUACAUCGAACAGGGAGACAUUGAAGCUGCUUUGGAUAUGUAUAAGAAUCUUCGUCGUUGGGAAGAUGCGAUUAAACUGGCUGAACGUCGUGGUUAUCAAGGGUUAAAUGAAUUGAAGGAACAACAAAUGGAGUUUCUCUUGAAUACUAGUCAAGAAGAGAAGGCCGGAGAAGUACUAGAGGAACGUGGGGAAAAGGAUAAAGCAAUGACUUUGUAUAUGAAAGCAAACAAACCAGUGAAAGCUGCUAAGUUAGCUUUGAAGACACCACAUCUUCUAUCGAACGAGAGUAUUGUAAGUCGAGUUUCUGCGGCCUUAGUGAAGGCCGAAUUGUUUGAAUUAGCGGCAGAGUUAGCCCAUCGAACUGGUCAACAAGAGAGUGCCAUCAACUGGUACCGAAAGGGAGGAGCUUAUGCACGAGCAAUAGAUUUAGCUCGUUUCGUAUCUCCGGAUGAGGUUAUUAAGCUAGAAGAAGAAUGGGGUGACUGGCUGGUUUCCAAACGCCAACUGGAUGCUUCCAUAAGUCACUACAUCGAGGCAGGUUGCACUGUGAAGGCACUAGAAUCGGCGGUUGGAUCUAAGCAGUGGCGUAAAGCAGUUCAAAUUGCGAAAGCUGUGGACGAUGCCGAAGAAAUUCGAAAAUAUGCUGUAGAGUUAGCUGAACACUUGUGUUUGAUAGGUGAUGUCAGUACUGCCGAGGAGCUAUUGAUUCGAGCUGAAAUGUACAAGGAGGCCAUCAAUUUGUUAAAUAAACAUGGUCAGUGGGAAAAAGCUUUCGACAUUGCCGAAAAGUUUUUGAAUACCGACGAUGUUCGUGAUAUGUUUAUCGAUCUGGCGAAAGGACUAGAAAUCGACGGUAAAUAUCGUGAUGCUGAAAAGGUUCUUCUAACCAUUAAUGAACCAGAUACUGCCAUUAAUAUGUACAAAGAACUAGAGAUGUACGACUCAAUGAUUCGACUGGUAGAGAGAUACCACAAGAACCUGCUGCAACAAACUCAUACUUCUCUCGCUCGUCAAUUGGAAAGUAAAAACCGCUUCAAGAAUGCAGAAGUUCAUUUCUUGGCUGCAGGAGAUUGGAAGGCAGCCGUUCAUAUGUACUGCGGCGCGAACAAGUGGGAAGAGGCUCACCGUGUAGCGAAACAAAAAGGAGGGGAAGGCGCCUCCGAUCAGGUCGCAUACAUGUGGGCCAAGUCACUCCCGAUAGAAGCAGCUGCUAGGCUAUUGACAAAAAUGAGUUUGAUUGAUAACUCAAUUUCAUAUGCUUGCGAAGCUGGUCAGUUUGAUUUUGCUCUGGAAUUGUGCAAAGCAAGUGGAAAAUCAGCAGACGAUGUCCAUCUAAAAAUUGCUAUGACUUUAGAGGAUGAUGGAAAGUUUACAGAAGCGGAAGCUGAAUUCUUGCUAGCGAAUAAACCUAAAGAGGCUAUUAUGAUGCAUACACAUAGUGGUGAUUGGAAGGCAGCCAUCCGUGUUGCAGAAAAAUAUCUCCCUGAAGCUGUCAAGGAAGUUCUACUUAGCCAAGCUGCUUCCGCGCUGGAAGCUCGUAACUAUCCCGAAUAUGAAACCUUAAUGGUCCGAGCUGAAAGACCCGAUUUGAUCUUAGAGUACUAUAAAGAGUACAACAUGCUUAGUGACGCACUUCGUAUUGCAAAAGAAUAUGUGCCUUCUGCAGUACCUGAAAUCCAAAAACUAUAUGCACGAACUAACCGUGGCAGCGGCGGUAAUGAUUCUCGUUAUCUCCUACAGAAAGCUUCGGAAUACGCAAGAGCUGAAGAGUUCAAAAAAGCCACUGAAUGCUUGUUACAGAUCAGUGAUGCUAAUGCUGAUGAGUCUACUGUUGGCCGAGCUCUACUAAGAGCUGCUGAGAUUUGUAACCAAUUUUUAGAAGGUCCUGAUGCAGUUGACAUAGCUCGAGAACUUGGUCCUCGUCUAAUGGAAAUCAACCAGAUUGGCCCGGCUGCUCAAUUGUAUCUUGCAGCUGAGCUACCGCGUGAAGCAGUUGACGUGUUCAUUAAAACUGACAACUGGAAUAAAGCCCGCCGACUGGCAAAAGAAAUUGAUCCACAAUUGGUAACUUAUGUAGAAACUCAGCAAAAAUCUCGUCUAAGAAAUCAAGGAAACGUUGAACAGUUAGCAGAUAUUGAUAUCAUGGGUGCCUUGGAUUUGCUGGCUGAGCAAGGCCAAUGGACACGAUGUAUCGAGAAGGCCAAACAGCAUGGUGUACCUGUACUUCAGAGAUACCUCGCUCAAUAUGCUGCUCAGUUGAUUAGGGACGGAGAUUGUACGGCCGCGUUGAAUCUGUAUCUAGAGCAUGGUGUGCCACCAGUUGCGCAAAAUUUUAACAUAUAUAAUCGCAUAGCAUCAGAAUGUUUUGCGCUACGUGAACCAGAUGGCGUUAAUAUUUGGAAAAACUUACGUAACUUUCUAUUGAAUCUAGUUCAAGCUCUGCGAGGGUCAGACCAAGCAGAAGCUGACAUUAUUGAUCGAUUCGAGCAGUUAUUAAUGAUUGCUCACUACUAUUGUACGAGAGCAGCUUGUCGCCAAGCACCCGCUUUACAGUCGAUUGCCGUUAAAAUUUCUGUCGCGAUCUUGCGUCACACCGACAUAAUUCCUUGUGAUAAGGGAUACUACGAGGCGGGUAUGGAUUUACGCGGCAUGGGACGUGAGUCAGAAGCUUUUGUAAUACUGAAUCACUAUUUGGACGUUUGCGAAGCGAUCGAGGAAGGAUCGGGAAAUUUAGUUGAUCAUUCUGAUCUCUCAACAACGGAUUUUCCCAGCUCCGUUCCUAUACCGGCGGAGUUGCAUUUGAAAAACGAACUCAAUUUGCACGAAGAAAUUCGCGAAUGGGUACUAGCAGUGAGCAUGGAUCAGAAGGUUGAUCAGAUACUACCAACCGACGAUCGCAACAUGUACGAGUCCAGUUUAGGUAUCUCGGAUCAAGCCUGUUUGGUGAGUGGUUAUCCGGUGAUGGGCCGUCAACCGGUUGUGUUUCAACGUACCCAUCGGCUUGCCAAUCGGGACGCCUGGAGUAAGCUAACGGUGGCAGCCAGAAUGGCUCCGCAGACAGACAUUCCCGGUGUUAUCGAGUUCAUCGAGAAGUGGUGUGGGCCGGCGAACUUUCUGUCUGGUUAAUUGCAGAACUUUACUUAUUACAAAAUAUUUCUAGCUUGGUGAAAUCAUUUCAUCGUUACUUAUUUUCAAUAAAAUAUAACU